Molecule: messenger RNA, 5011 nt
Organism: Austrofundulus limnaeus
Lineage: Eukaryota; Metazoa; Chordata; Actinopteri; Cyprinodontiformes; Rivulidae
Product: myosin heavy chain, fast skeletal muscle
Exons: 35
Coding region: 68-4912 (1614 amino acids)
Cellular component (GO): myosin II complex; myosin filament; cytoplasm
Molecular function (GO): actin filament binding; ATP binding; microfilament motor activity
Source: RefSeq, a predicted model, not a curated record
CAACUUGAAGCAUCAAUAGAUCUGAGCCACUCAUUUGGAACAAACUAAGAAUUGCCAAAGUGCCAAAAUGAGCACCGACGCAGAGAUGGAGCAGUAUGGCCCUGCGGCCAUAUAUCUCCGCAAGCCAGAGAGGGAAAGGAUUGAGGCUCAAAACACCCCAUUUGAUGCCAAAACAGCCUACUUUGUUGUUGAUGCUGAUGAGAUGUACAUCAAGUGUAAACUUGUCAAGAAGGACGGUGGCAAAGUCACUGUGGAGACAACCACAGGAAAGUCUCUCACUGUGAAAGAGGAUGACAUCCAUCCCAUGAAUCCUCCAAAGUUUGACAAGAUUGAGGACAUGGCCAUGAUGACCCACCUCAAUGAGCCUUGUGUGUUGUAUAACCUCAAAGAUCGUUUUGCGUCCUGGAUGAUCUAUACUUACUCAGGCUUGUUCUGCGUCGUCGUGAACCCCUACAAGUGGCUCCCAGUGUACGAUGCUCAAGUUGUUGKGGCAUACAGAGGCAAGAAGAGGAUUGAGGCUCCACCCCACAUCUUCUCUGUCUCUGACAAUGCCUAUCAGUUCAUGCUCACUGAUCGUGAGAACCAGUCAAUCCUUAUYACUGGAGAAUCCGGUGCCGGAAAGACUGUAAACACCAAGCGUGUCAUUCAGUACUUUGCAACAAUUGCAAUGACUGGAUCAAARAAGGCAGAACCUGCUGCUGGAAAGAUACAGGGUUCACUGGAAGAUCAAAUCAUUGCAGCCAACCCUUUGCUCGAGGCCUAUGGUAAUGCCAAAACUGUGAGGAAUGACAACUCUUCUCGUUUUGGUAAAUUCAUCAGAAUUCAUUUUGGAACAAGUGGCAAACUGGCCUCGGCAGAUAUUGAAACAUAUCUGCUGGAGAAGUCYCGUGUCACCUUCCAGCUGUCWGCUGAAAGGAGCUACCAUAUCUUCUAUCAGCUCAUGACAGGCCACAAGCCUGAGCUUUUGGAGGCUCUGCUGAUCACUACAAACCCUUUUGAUUAUCCCAUGAUUAGUCAGGGUGAGGUGACAGUCAAGAGCAUCAAUGAUGUGGAGGAGUUCAUUGCAACAGAUACGGCAAUUGACAUCUUGGGCUUCACUGCUGAUGAGAAAAUCAACAUCUACAAGCUGACUGGUGCUGUGAUGCAUCAUGGMAACAUGAAAUUCAAGCAGAAGCAGCGUGAGGAGCAGGCUGAACCAGACGGCACUGAGGUGGCUGAUAAAAUCGCCUACCUUUUUGGACUGAACUCAGCUGAUAUGCUGAAAGCUCUGUGCUACCCAAGAGUCAAAGUYGGAAAUGAGAUGGUCACCAAAGGUCAGACCGUCCCACAGGUAAACAAUGCUGUCAUGGCUUUAUGCAAGUCUGUCUAUGAGAAAAUGUUCUUGUGGAUGGUCAUCCGUAUCAAUGAGAUGUUGGACACAAAGCAGCCAAGAACAUUCUUCAUUGGAGUGUUGGACAUUGCUGGAUUUGAGAUCUUUGAUUUCAACAGCUUGGAGCAGCUCUGCAUCAACUUCACCAAUGAGAAACUGCAACAGUUCUUCAACCAUCACAUGUUUGUGCUGGAACAAGAGGAGUACAAGAAGGAGGGUAUUGAGUGGGAGUUCAUUGACUUCGGUAUGGACUUGGCUGCCUGCAUUGAGCUUAUUGAGAAGCCAAUGGGCAUCUUCUCCAUCCUUGAAGAGGAGUGCAUGUUCCCCAAGGCCUCUGAUACAACUUUCAAGAACAAGCUGAUUGAUCARCAUCUUGGCAAGACCAAGGCCUUUGAGAAGCCAAAGCCUGCCAAGGGCAAAGCUGAGGCUCACUUCUCCCUGGUUCACUAUGCUGGUACAGUGGACUACAACAUCACUGGCUGGCUGGACAAGAACAAGGACCCACUGAACGACUCAGUUGUUCAGCUCUACCAGAAGUCUUCCAACAAACUAUUGUGUCUUCUAUAUAUUGCUCAUGCCGCAGCUGAAGCUGAAGGUGGUGGUGGAAAGAAGGGUGGUAAGAAGAAGGGUGGUUCCUUCCAGACUGUGUCUGCUCUUUUCAGGGAAAAUCUGGGCAAACUGAUGACCAACUUGAGGAGCACMCAUCCUCAYUUUGUGCGUUGCCUGAUCCCCAAUGAAUCAAAGACCCCAGGUCUUAUGGAGAACUUCUUGGUCAUCCAUCAGCUGAGGUGUAACGGUGUGCUGGAGGGCAUCAGAAUCUGCAGAAAGGGAUUCCCAAGCAGAAUCCUCUAUGGUGACUUCAAGCAGAGAUACAAAGUACUGAAUGCCAGUGUCAUUCCUGAGGGACAGUUUAUUGACAACAAAAAAGCCUCAGAGAAGCUACUGGGCUCCAUUGAUGUAGACCACACRCAGUACAAGUUUGGACACACAAAGGUAUUCUUCAAAGCUGGUCUGCUGGGUACUCUUGAGGAGAUGAGAGAUGAGAAACUGGCUGAGCUGGUGACCAUGACUCAGGCUCUUUCCAGAGGUUAUGUGAUGAGGAAGGAAUUUGUCAAGAUGAUGGAGAGGAGAGAGUCUAUUUUCGCAAUCCAGUACAACAUUCGCUCAUUCAUGAAUGUGAAGAACUGGCCAUGGCUGAAACUUUACUUCAAGAUCAAGCCUCUUCUGAAGAGUGCUGAGACUGAGAAAGAGCUGCAGAAUAUGAAGGAGAAUUAUGAGAAGAUGAAAACAGACCUGGCUACUGCUUUGGCCAAAAAGAAGGAACUGGAGGAGAAAAUGGUUUCCCUGCUGCAGGAGAAGAAUGACUUGCAGCUCCAAGUGGCUGCUGAAGUUGAGAACCUGGGGGAUGCUGAGGAAAGGUGUGAGGGACUCAUCAAGAGCAAGAUCCAGCUCGAGGCCAAACUCAAGGAGACAAGUGAGAGACUGGAGGAUGAAGAGGAAAUCAAUGCUGAGCUGACUGCCAAGAAGAGGAAGCUGGAGGAUGAAUGCUCUGAGCUGAAGAAGGACAUUGAUGACUUAGAGCUCACCUUGGCCAAAGUGGAGAAGGAGAAGCAUGCCACUGAAAACAAGGUGAAAAAUCUGACAGAGGARAUGGCUACUCAGGAUGAGGCCAUUGCUAAGCUGACCAAAGAGAAGAAAGCUCUCCAAGAGGCUCAUCAACAAACACUGGAUGAUCUCCAGGCAGAGGAAGACAAAGUCAACACUCUGACAAAGGCCAAGACAAAGCUGGAACAGCAAGUGGAUGAUCUUGAAGGCUCACUGGAACAAGAGAAAAAGCUCCGCAUGGACCUUGAGAGAGCCAAGAGAAAGCUUGAAGGAGAUCUGAAACUGGCCCAGGAGUCCAUAAUGGAUCUGGAGAACGACAAGCAGCAAUCUGAUGAGAAAAUCAAGAAGGCUGUGAACUCCAAGUGUGCCUCUUUGGAGAAGACCAAGCAGAGACUGCAGGGUGAGGUGGAGGAUCUUAUGAUUGAUGUGGAGAGAGCUAAUGCUCUGGCUGCCAACCUUGACAAGAAGCAGAGGAACUUUGACAAGGUCCUGGCAGAAUGGAAGCAGAAGUAUGAGGAGAGCCAGGCUGAGCUGGAGGGAGCCCAAAAGGAGGCUCGUUCUCUGAGCACUGAGCUGUUCAAGAUGAAGAACUCUUAUGAGGAGGCCCUGGAUCAGCUGGAGACCCUAAAGAGGGAGAACAAAAACCUGCAGCAGGAGAUYUCAGAUCUGACUGAACAGAUUGGUGAGACUGGAAAGACCAUUCAUGAGCUGGAGAAAGCCAAAAAGACUGUGGAGACAGAGAAAUCUGAAAUUCAGUCUGCACUGGAGGAAGCUGAGGGCACUCUGGAGCACGAGGAGGCCAAGAUUCUCCGUGUCCAGCUUGAGCUCAACCAGGUCAAGAGUGAGAUUGACAGRAAGCUGGCUGAGAAGGAUGAGGAAAUGGAGCAGAUCAAGAGAAACAGCCAGAGGGUGAUUGACUCCAUGCAGAGCACUCUUGAUGCUGAGGUCAGGAGCAGGAAUGAUGCCCUGAGAGUCAAGAAGAAGAUGGAGGGAGACCUGAAUGAGAUGGAGAUUCAGCUGAGCCAUGCCAACAGGCAGGCUGCUGAGGCCCAGAAACAACUGAGGAAUGUUCAGGGACAGCUCAAGGAUGCCCAACUGCACCUUGAUGAUGCUCUUAGAGGACAGGAGGAYAUGAAGGAGCAGGUUGCCAUGGUGGAGCGCAGGAAUGGUCUGAUGUUGGCUGAGAUUGAGGAGCUGAGAGCUGCUCUGGAACAGACAGAGAGAUCACGAAAAGUGGCUGAGCAGGAGUUGGUUGAUGCCAGUGAGCGUGUUGGACUGCUUCACUCUCAGAACACCAGCCUUAUAAACACCAAGAAGAAGCUGGAGGCUGAUCUUGUCCAGGUUCAGGGUGAGGUGGAAGAUGCAGUUCAGGAAGCAAGAAACGCUGAGGAGAAAGCCAAGAAAGCCAUCACUGAUGCUGCCAUGAUGGCUGAGGAGCUGAAGAAGGAGCAGGACACCAGUGCUCACUUGGAGAGGAUGAAGAAGAACCUGGAGGUCACUGUUAAGGACCUGCAGCACCGUCUGGAUGAGGCCGAGAACCUCGCCAUGAAGGGUGGCAAGAAGCAGCUUCAGAAACUGGAGCACAGGGUGCGUGAACUAGAAGCUGAAGUUGAAACUGAGCAGAAACGUGGAGCUGAUGCUGUUAAAGGAGUCCGCAAAUAUGAGAGGAGAGUGAAGGAGCUGACCUACCAGACUGAGGAGGACAAGAAGAAUUUGGUCAGACUUCAGGACCUGGUGGACAAGCUGCAGCUCAAAGUCAAGGCUUACAAGAGACAAGCUGAGGAGGCUGAGGAGCAGGCCAACACCCACAUGUCCAGGCUCAGGAAGGUCCAGCAUGAGAUGGAGGAGGCUCAGGAGCGUGCUGACAUCGCUGAGUCCCAGGUCAACAAGCUCAGAGCCAAGAGCCGUGAUGUUGGAAAGUCGGACUCUGCAGAAUAGGAGUCAUCUUUCAGUCAAGUCCUUUCAAUUGAGUUUAUACAAUAUAAAUUAGUUGUUUAAGGAUCUUUUGUCGUAAAAUAAAGAUGAUAUUUGUCUUGA